UUUAUUAUGAAGUAGUUUAGAUUAAUUGAACACGAGUCCUGGGGAUUUACAAUAAUGACAAAGGGGGAUUUUUGUUGACGGCUUGUCUGUAGGCAAACUGAUUGGAUAAUAUUGGUGCCGGAGAGAUUUGUCCUAUCCAGUGCUGUGACUGGGCUUGAUGGCUUUCUGCCAGGCAGACCGGCAAAUGAAAGUUGAGAACAAGAGAGGCGAUUGAAUCCUCCGGUGUUCUCCAGGAUUUGGUUUGACAGCGUUUUUGAAAGAACUGCGAGUUCACGCAACGCCACCUGAUUUGAGAGGCGUAUGUUUUCUGUCUGCACACACAUCCUGUGGUACCGCGGGCGACUUAACGCGUUCUGUGUUGACGCCCCGACAUGGACACCGGGAAAACAUUGGUGAUGCCGCGCGAUUUAGGGUAAUUGUGAAAAGUGAUAUAAUCGUAUUCAUGGUAAAUUAAUUAUGCUAACACCCACUGACUUCAUCGACAUGUUAAUGGUAAAAUAUCUCGCCGGGUUUUUGACGGGCUGACCAGGGACACUCCAGGUAGGAAAACCAACGGGAUUUGUGUAGGAUAGGUUACAGCCAUUAUGCAUUUAUCUUAUAAUCAAGGAAGCUGAUCUAGCAGCGGGCCCAGUCCACAGCCAGCUAGGCAGGAUGACAGAGGGGGUGGAGUUGGAGGCCAGACAGAACCAGUCCCACAGGACCCAGAGGACCAGACAGAACCAGACCCAGGGCGACACAGUCCUGAUGAGGAGGGGUAGUGGAGGAGAGGGGCCUAAGGGACCCGAGGUUAGGGCAGAGAGGUCCAGGGGGUCUGAGGUUAGGGCAGAGGGGUCCAGGGGUUCCAAGGUUGGAGCAGAGGGGUCCAGUGGGUCAGAGGAUGUGGUAGAGACACGGACGUCUCAGGACUGGACCGGGGUGAACCACAGUACUGUGAGGAGGAGCACAGACAGUGACUCAGAGGAGCAGGAGGAAAACGAGGAGGAGGAGGAGGAGGAGGAGGAGGAGGAUGGUUCCCUCCAACACCACCACCUUACUGGGUUACCACCCCACAAUGGCCCAACUGGAGAACCAGGGGCUGGGCUGUCUGGGAACGGGUAUGCCCAACAGGUGGCCCCGGAUGGGGGCUGGGGCUGGGUAGUCCUGGUGGCUACUAUCCUGGUCCUGGCUCUAACGCUGGCCUUCCCUUCCUGUAUUGGCAUCUUUUACACGGAGCUACAGGCUGAGUUCAGCUCCAGCAACACAGAGACGUCCUGGGUGCCUGCUAUCAUGACUGCUGUGCUGCACGCUGGUGGUGAGGAUGCUUCUGUCAUUGUACAUUGAGGCAUUGUUGCAUGAUUGAACACACACCAUCUCUCUCUCUAUCACC
This is a messenger RNA of Oncorhynchus kisutch (coho salmon), 1366 nucleotides long. RefSeq names its product sodium/potassium/calcium exchanger 1. The record is from RefSeq and is a predicted model, not a curated record. Bases 652 to 1320 code for a protein of 222 amino acids. Lineage: Eukaryota; Metazoa; Chordata; Actinopteri; Salmoniformes; Salmonidae. The transcript is spliced from 2 exons.